Messenger RNA from Ornithorhynchus anatinus (platypus), 2733 nucleotides. It is a transcript of the gene MARCHF10, whose product is annotated as membrane associated ring-CH-type finger 10. The record is from RefSeq and is a predicted model, not a curated record. The transcript has 13 exons. Gene Ontology annotation, molecular function: zinc ion binding. The coding region runs from base 155 to 2611 and encodes 818 amino acids. Lineage: Eukaryota; Metazoa; Chordata; Mammalia; Monotremata; Ornithorhynchidae.
CAGCUGCAGCAGCAGCAGCAACAGCCACAACAGCCCGUUGCAGGGGGGAGGAGGAGAAUGAAGUAGAUCCACUUCAGAAGAACUAAUUUAACCUAGUGCCGUAUCAUCAGAGACUAGAAAGAGUCGGGCACACCACAUUUGGGGUUUAAUCACCAUGAUGUACGAAGCAAAAGACAGGCAGAAGUUCAUCAGCGAAGCCCAGUGUCUCCGAGACAUGCAGCACAAAAUGGACUCCGAUUACCAGGCUUGCCUGAGACGACAAGAACAAAAAAGAGAACAUGCUGAGAAGAACCGAGACCAACCUUCUAAACAGGAUUUGAGACCCAGCCUUUGUUCAUCUCACAGUCAUGAGAGAACCCGUAUUUCAGGCAUGCCACCUAGCAGACAGAACACUGUGGGUGAGGUAUCUGUAUGUGAACAGAGAUCAGCUGACAAGCCUUCUGGAACUAAUCCUGAAUCUAAACUCCCGGCUAUAGACCAAAUAUCGGCCAAGAAGAAACAGAAAGCUUCCAUGGGCCCCAAGAAGCGAGAGAAAAUUGUGUGGGGCCCCAGCAAAAUGACUCCAGCGGCCCAGACCCAGACCCUACCCAGGAAGAAGCUGAACCUGGGGAGGCUGCCAGCGAGCCCGGGCUUGCAGAGCCAGAGAUGGCCAGAAGAGAGAUGUAGGCCCACAUCUUUCCUGCAGGCAACCCCGCAAGUUGUCGAAGGAUCAGGACCCACCAGCGCGCUGAGCAUGAUAGGAUGCAGGGAAAUGCUGUCUGGGAGUGAGCCUGUAAUGCGGCCAGAAGGCACAGGAUGGCCCAGCGAAAAGAGGCAAUCUCUAGAGAGAAGACACUUGGCCCAGUCCUCCCAGCUUGACAGAAACCAGGAAACCCCAGGCCAAGUCAUCAAAGACCGAAAUGCACUACCACAGGCUCAGCAGCCUUCGGCUCUUCCGACAGCUAUUCGAGGCACACCGAGUGAGGCGAACGGACAGUGUCUGAGAACCUCCAGCACGGGGUGCUCGAGGAAGCCUCCACCCAGGUGCCGAGCUGAAGAGUUUCUUUCCGUUCGGGGCUACCGCUCCGGAGAGACCUCUGGAGAGAGUGGAGACCCUGAAGACGAUGACGAUGACCCCUGGCUGGAAGAAGAAUCCCUUCAUUUUCAGUUCCAAAUGCGUCCAUCAGCUUUCGUUCCCAAGAGCAGCAGGCGGACGGGGGUGUCGGCAGCUCCGGCGGAAACCCAGCUCUUGGAUGAUGAAUUUGGGAGCGGGAGAGCAAAUUCAUUAAGAAGGAGUGAUGCCAGUUAUCCCGCAGUUAGACAAAGCAGCUUGAGAGAGGUGGCCCCCGAAGAGGCUCCCGGGGACCAAAAUCCACUUCGCAAUCCCAAAAUAGCCAAUGGGGAUUCUGUAGCCGAGGGCCACGAAGCCAAGGGUGAACGGGAGAUGCCCUCAUUCACUCCUCAAGUCACCAAAGCUGACACCAGCACAGAGAGUUGUUUCAAUGUCACCGCUUUCCCUACCACCGGUAGCCGUGGAGAGAGCAGGUCAGGUCACGGUUAUGACAGAGAGAGGCAGACCCACGAAACGUGCCCCAGGGCUUACGACAGCCUUCCUCCGGGGAGACCAGCGGCUCCCAGGUCCUUAUUGAAUCCGGCCCAUAACACGCUCAGACCUUUGCCACCUUGCCCACCACGAGGUGAGGUGCCAGGGGGUGUAUUCUUACCCCCGGCUUCUCUUCAGAUCCUAGAUUCGGACAGCAGUGCGAGAUUUAACACUCUUCGGCCUUUGUCUCCUAUUCGAAGUAGACUUUCUUCCGCUGGGGCAGGAAACCAGGAUGUUUCAGGACUUCUGGCCUCCUCAGUGGAAGAUGAUACCAGCUUCAGUGGAGAACAGGCAGAGAACAGUUUAACUUCAUCUCCAAGGCUUCCAGUCGUUCCUGAAGAUCCGGAAGCCAGCACGUCUUCAGGGGAUCCUCCUGGUUGUCCUCCACCAAGGAUGGAUUUUCCAGGCCUGCUACCCUUGGCUGAUUCAGUGCAGGAGGAAAUGUCUAUUGUGUUUACAGUGUCUGAUUUAAAUGCAAAGGAAGCUCCUAAGACAAGAGCAGACCCUGAGAACCUGAAGAAACUGCAGGAGAGUCUGCUGGAGGAGACUUCUGAGGAGGAAGGAGACUCAUGUCGCAUCUGUCUGAUGGCUGAGGGUUCCCCUUCCAACCCACUCCUGGAACCAUGUGGCUGUGUGGGAAGUCUGCAGUUUGUCCACCGGGAAUGCCUGAAAACGUGGCUGGAAGCCAAAAUAACAGCAGGUGCUGAACUGGGAGCCGUGAAAACCUGUGAAAUGUGUAAACAAGGCUUGAAAGUUGACCUGAGCCACUUCAAUGUGUUGGACUACUACCACAAGCAUCAACAGUCUCAGGUACAAAAUGAACUGUUGAAUUCUGGCCUGUACCUGUUCCUGCUGCUUCACCUAUAUGAGCAGAGGUUUGAGGAGCUGAUGAGGCUGAACUACAGCCAAGCUGCGAGAGAGAGGUUCCCAAGACAUUUCUCACCAUCUAGCCCGGAAGAAAAUGAAAAUUCUGACUCGGGAGACAGUGAGGAAAACAGCAUCUACCCCAGCCAAAGCCGGAUCGUCUAACGAGGGGUAUGGAACAAGCAAAUCAGCAGCAAGACCUUGCCCCAGUCCCCUUCCUGCGCUUCCCUGUACCCUCCCUGUGCCUUCUUCUCUCCUUUUUAUUGAAACAGAAAUCCAUGAGUAUC